GCGAAGGUCGAAUGGAGGGAGGGCGGAGGUCACACAAAUCAAGCGGGUGGAGAGAGGAGGUUGCGGAGCGAGAGCACAGGUCGAGUGGAGGUGAGGCUGGCCGGAGAUCAGGUGGAUGGAAGGAGGAGGCCACGGAGGGCGAAAGGAGGGAGGGAGGAAGGAGGGGAUGAACUCCGCCGACAAUCCGACGGAGGGAGGGAGGAGGUUGCUGAGGUCGAGCAGAGGGGGAAAGGAGGUUCGACAGAGGAGGGAGGAAGGAGGACGGAAGAAAGGGGGAACAUGGUCGUGCAGAGGUCAUGUGGAGAGUGGGAGGAGGUCGCUGAAGUCGGGCAGGCAGAGGCGAGAUGGAGGAGGGAGAGAGGAGGGAGGACGUGAUAGGAAGGAGGCAGCCAGGCAAAAGUGGGAUGGAGGGAGGAAGGUCCAAGGGAGGAGGCUGAGGGCACGCACAGGUGAGAUCCAGUGGAGACCAAGCAGAGGGAGCAAAGCCGCGGUGAAGGUCGGGUGGAGGUCAGCUGGACAGACGGAGGUGGUAAGAACGGCAACAAUUGGAGGGAGGAAAGGCAGGGGUGCAGACAUGAAGGAGAUCGGGCGCAAGUCGAGCAGAGUUCUGGCGGAGGGAGGGGAAGGACGGACGGAGACGGAAGGGAAGCAGUCAAUCGAUGAUGCUGAGAAACCACAUCUGCAAGCACUCUUGGAUGGUGCUAUAAAACGGGAACAGGAGUCAGAGAAGGAGAGGAAGGAGGCCUUGCUGAGAAGGCAAGUAGCCCUCCUAGAGACUGUUCCCUCACUGACUGAAGAGCAGUGCGGGGAACAGCUGCAGUCCAUCCUUACAGCCUUUGUUCAAAUCAGGAAUCUUGAGGACCAUACCACUCAGAUCGCUGAAGUCUUUGCAAACCUGCAGACACUUCAGGAUGAUCUGACUGAGAUGACCCUCAAGUACCAUGAACUGACAAAGGAGGUGGCGGAUCUGCGACAAGCCCAAGUGGCCAACCCUCUUCCUCUACCUCCUGGAGCUGAAGCUGCAAUCGAAACUACCUCUGCCCCUCUUACUGUAUCUUCUUCUACCUCUUCUUCGAGUGUGAUGGCAACCCCUUCGGGACCUGCAGCAGGUGCAGAUUCCACUGUUGUUGUAACAAGCAAUGAGGCUGGAACUUCUGCAAUUGUUGCAGCCCCAAGGCCGGAACCAACUGCUGCUGGUCCCAGCCACGCCAGUCCCUAUGUGGACCGAAAGGCGGUUCAAACACCGUCCAAGUACGAUGGCAAGGAAGACAUCGAGUCCUGGAUAGGCUCCAUGAGGGCCUACUUUGAGAUUUUGGGGACUCAAGCUGAGACCCAGACAAUUAUCAUGGGUAUGAAUGUCGAGCCAGUCGUACGGGGCUUCCUAGAAGUCCAAGCAACGAGGGCUGGGUUUCAAAAGUCUGCACUAGCCAAAUGGCUAAGGUCCACCCCGGUUGCCUCCCUCGAAGAACUCCUUAUCUCAGAAUACCAAGAUCCACAUGUUGCUACUAAAGCGAGGAUUCAACUGGAUAAAGUAAAGCACAACAAGUGGAAUGGUUCCAUGAAAAACCUGCAGACCUAUCUAAGCAAGUUGUUUGCCACUCCUGGUUUGGAAUUGUCCACUCGAUCUUGCUUAGAUGUGGUCAAGGGCGCGGUUCCAACUAACUUCACUAGUCGCGUGGGCAGGAACUACAUUGCCUAUACUGACUGGCUUGCCUUAAUGAAGGAUGUAGUCAGUCUGGAGGCCAUGGACCUCGUUAGCACGACAACCAGCAAAAAGCCCAUGGGCGGCAGACAGUUCAAGGGCAGCAACCGUUUUGUUGUGCAUGACCUGCUGGAGGCCGAAGGAGAAGCCGAUGCGGUUGACCCCACUCUUGGUGACGACCAAGAACAGGACUCCGAUAUAGCUUGUUCUUCAGCCCAUGAACAAAAGCCCAUGGGGCUACUCACACCCCUACCCAUUCCUGAUGGUCCCGGGGAGUUUGUCUCCAUCGAUUUCACUGACAUGGGUAAGGUAAGCAAGAAUGGGUUUUCACAAGUCAUGGUGAUUGUUGACCGAUUUUCAAAGUUUCUUUAUCUGAUCCCUCUACCGCCUCACGCCCCAACAGAUCUAGUGAUUCACCAAUUCCAGCAGAAAUACCUGCUGCAAUUCGGAACCCCGAAGACUCUUGUGAGCGAUCGGGACCCGCGUUUCAUUAGCGCUGAAUGGAAGGAGUUCACGUCUCACCAAGGAAUCAAAUUGUGCAUGACAUCUGGCCGACACCCCAAAGCCAACGGUUUGGCUGAGGAGAUCAAUCACAUUGUAUUCCAACUACUCCGUGCUUUGAUCAUUCCUGAUCAAGAAACAUGGGAUGAGGAGCUGUAUUCCGUCAAGGGGUUGUACAACAACUCCGUACACUCUGCCACGGCCACGACGCCCAACAGGCUGCACUACGGGUGGCAGAUCCGCAAUACGCUCUCCUACUUGUUCCCUGAGCAGCCGGCUGGUUUAACACCCGGCAGGCCCGGCUUCAGGGAUAAGUAUGAUCGCUUGCUCAAAGUUGUUGUUGCAGCUAUGACCAAGCGACAGCAUGCCAUGAUUCAUCAUGUGGACAAGAAGCGUAAACCAUCGGAGAUUCAGGUAGGAAGUUAUGUCUGGGUAAAGAUGUCUGAAUUCUCAGAAGAGGAGGGAGUCUCACGCAAACUCCUCCCACUCUACUACGAGCCUUGGGAAGUUCUGGAUGUAAUUGGGGAAGAUCAUUUUGGCCCUUCGUACGUUGUGGACGUGCCAGCUUACCUGCGCACUUAUCCCAUGUUUCACGCACCUAAACUGAAUCUCCAUCGUGAUUUCGAGACAUUCGAUUAUCGUGAAGAUAUGAUCCCUCGCGCAAUCAAGGGCGGGCAUGAGAUAGAUAGGAUCAAACAACAUGUAGGUACAGGGAGAAACAGACAGUACCAGGUUCAUUUCAGGUAUCACCCGUUAGAUGAUCUCUACUGGAUGUCCAAACAGGAACUGCUACGCAGCGCACCACGCGUUGGUGAAAGCUUAUGAGCGACAGAUCGCCGCUAACGCCAUACCGAAGAUCGCAACAAAGCUCUCUGCAAUAG
Messenger RNA from Chara braunii, 3084 nucleotides. NCBI's taxonomy places the organism in Eukaryota, Viridiplantae, Streptophyta, Charophyceae, Charales, Characeae. The record is from the annotation of a GenBank genome assembly.